AUGACUGUGGCUCUUCUUCCAUCAGCGACCGAGACUGUCCCCGACGACGGAGACAGAAGAACAGAGACGCUGCACGGAGGAGCCGCCAGAAGACCACAGAGCGAGCAGACGAGCUGCACCAGGACAGGUGUGUAUCCUCAGGAGCUGCAGAGUCUGGAGCAGGAGAACUCUCGUCUUCAGAAGGAGAUCCGGGCUCUCAAGAGAGACAAGGACCUGUUCUCCUCAGCUCUGGAGAAGCAUGAGCCACUCUGCUGUCGCUGCCCUGUCCCUGUGUCCUCUGUCCCUGUGUCCUCAUGUGUCCCUGUGUCCUAUUGUGUCCCUGUGUCCUCUGUCUCUGAAGUCCCCUCCACUGUACAAACCUGCAGUAUUCCGGCCAGCUCUGCGCACCAUUGCUGGACCAUUCCGGAACAUGCCCUUGUCCCUGGUCUUGCUCCUGGUCUGGCUCCUGGUCUUGCUUCUGGUCUGGCCCUUGGUCUUGCUCCUGGUCUGGCUCCUAGUCCAUCUGCUUCCUGCCAGAGCAGUCACCUCCUCUCAGUCUUGGGUCUCCCUCAGGUCGCCCCCCCUCGGGUUGGUCGCCCUGGGGUCGGUCCCCCUCAGCUCGGCCCCCUUCUGAUUAGCCCUCCUGGGGUCGGUCCCCGUCGGGUCGGCCCUCCUCGGGUUGGCCCCCCUGGGGUCGGGCCACCUCAGGUCGGCCCCCCUGGGGUCGGCCCCCCUCAGGUCGGCCCCCCUGGGGUCAGCCCCCCCGUCCUGCAGUCUGUCCCUCUGUGUCACACAUCAGUGGGGACAGAGGGACAAUUUGAGCGUCCUUUCAGCUCAGGGCCCCUUCCCUUGGAGGCCCCCGCCCCACAGGACCCACUGGCCCCUGGACCUGUGGACCUGGCUCUGUUCAAUGACCUCAAACUGUUACUGGACGACGACUGGCUCCUGAAUGUGCAGCAGAUCUGA
Messenger RNA from Knipowitschia caucasica, 945 nucleotides. The record is from the annotation of a GenBank genome assembly. Lineage: Eukaryota; Metazoa; Chordata; Actinopteri; Gobiiformes; Gobiidae.